Rotaria socialis is the source of this 945-nucleotide messenger RNA. NCBI's taxonomy places the organism in Eukaryota, Metazoa, Rotifera, Eurotatoria, Philodinida, Philodinidae. The record is from the annotation of a GenBank genome assembly.
AUGAAAAAUCAGUUAUUCAUUGUGAUCCAAAUCAUUGGUUACUUAUCUCAAGGGUUUGGAUUCUCUGGUGGACUAUGUCCAGCAGGCUUCUCAUGUCGAAACUUCAAAAAUAACACUCCACCGACUCCUUGCCCACCGGGUACAUUUAGUGAACUUGGUCAACAUGACUGUACACCGUGUGCUCCAGGCUACCACACGAAUCAUAGUGCUUCUGAGUCCUGCAAAGCAUGUCAAGCAGGCUUUAUGUGUCCAUUUGCCGAUCAAAAUCCAGUGGCUUGUCCUGUAGGUACAUAUACUUCUUGUACCAGACAAUCAUGCUGUUCUGUCUGCCCAGUCGGUACUUACAACACUCAUAUUGCAUCAACCGAUUGCGUAAAAUGUCCUGCCGGUGUCUCAUGUCGCCCAGUCUCUCCACCUAGCUGCGAUAGUGCUAUUCUUACACCGGAAUACCAAAUCACUUUAAACCAAUUUGCAGGUAAAACAAAUCCUCUAUGGAAACUGAUUUAUAAAGCUACUAGAGAUGGUUUUCUUGCAACGGAUUUCCAUUAUCAUUGCAAUGAUAAAACUGAAACAAUGACUUUAAUAAAAUCAAAGGACGGCUACAUUUUCGGCGGUUAUGCACAUAUGUCAUGGAGCUCUGGAAACUCCUAUAUAAGGGAUCCAAAAGCCUUUGUCUUUACAUUAAAAAACCCGCAUUCUAUUCGACCGACUCGCUACUUGCUCAAGAGUGGCUCUGAAGCCUAUGCGCUAUAUGCUCAUGCAAGCUACGGUCCAACAUUCGGCAAUGGGCCUGAUAUUCGUGUGCCCGAUCAAAGCAAUCUGGUGAAGGGCACUUUUAAUUUUGGAUCUACGUAUGCGGACACCACUGCAAGAGGAUCAGCCACGUUUACAGGAAGUUCCAGCUUCGAAAUCGGUGAAAUUUUAGUUUACCAAUUGUUUGGAUAA